Xenopus laevis (African clawed frog) is the source of this 3010-nucleotide messenger RNA. RefSeq names its product Bardet-Biedl syndrome 4 S homeolog (gene bbs4.S). The transcript has 19 exons. Lineage: Eukaryota; Metazoa; Chordata; Amphibia; Anura; Pipidae. Gene Ontology annotation, cellular component: centriolar satellite; ciliary basal body; ciliary membrane. The record is from RefSeq and is a predicted model, not a curated record. The coding region runs from base 1075 to 2625 and encodes 516 amino acids. Gene Ontology annotation, biological process: protein localization to cilium; cilium assembly.
CAUUCAUAUUUCAAAAAGUUUUUUAGUGUCAGUAUCACUUUAAGGUAGCCAUAGACGCAUCUGUCGGAGGAAAGAUCAUAAUUGUAUAUUGCCACCUUUAUGUCAGGGCACACACUUGAGCAGAUUAGUCGCCCAGUGACAUCUCUUCGGGGCAACUAAUCUCCCUGAACUUUAUCAAAAUAGAAUCAUAAACAAUAGAAGGUAAAGAUAAUGCAAUAAAUCCCUCAGGUCUCAAGGUAAAGAACUCACCGGUUUAGAGAAGUGGUCAAGGUGCACCGCCCUGAACCUUCAGCUGAGGAAGUGCAUAACCAUAUAGAAAAAUUGAGCAGGAACUUCCAAGGACCAUUCUUCCAGGAAGACUUUUCUGUUAAAAGGUACUUUAUUUAUUCUAGUGCACUAGGAUGCAACCUAAUGUGGAUACUUAAUUAUAGGCUCACUUAAUUAUAGGCUAUGAUUUAGUACCCUAUCAAUAUGAAACACGUUAGGUUGUAUCCUAGUGCACUAGAAUAAAUAAAGUACCUUUAGCUGAAAAGUCUGCCUAUAAAUACUAGGGGAGGGUGCUGAGGGUACACAGGAGGCCUCUAAGGAAGUGUAUGGUAUACAAAAAAACACAUUAGGUUGGGGUCAGGAAUCCUACAUGUAGUUUGGAGUUUUAAAUCUGUAUUGAAUUUAUUACAAUUCUUAUCCGUGCACUUUGUUUCUUGUGCUGCCUGGAGUGACUAGCUGUGAGCAUUAGGACCCUGCAGGCACCUGGUGGAACGUCAGGCUCAGUUGCCUUGGUGACGGACACUCUUUCCAUCCAUAAACACUGUCAGGGCGAGAUGGCGGAGGAGCAGCAAGUGGUGUGAGUGGAGAAACCAGCUGUGAGCAUUAGGACCCCGCAGACACCUGGUGGCCAAUCACGUGGGUGGAAGGAAGGCAAGCUGAAUCGGUGCACUUGUAUUUUCCACUGACACAUAAAUGCAUCUUGUUUCUACUCGAGUCUCCUUGCUCAGCGCACAGAGUGGAAGGUGCUUAGGCUAAGUUGCCUUGGUGACGGACACACUUAACGACUGUAAAGACAGUCAGGGCGAGAUGGCGGAGGAGCUGCAAGUAGUGGGCCCUCAAGAAUCUGGUUUGAGAAAAUCCCGUGUCAAGAAAGUACCGGAGCUUCCCAUCCUAGAGAGACGCAACUGGUUGAUCCAUUUACACUAUGUAAGAAAAGAUUAUGACUCAUGUAAGGUGGCGAUUAAGGAGCAGCUGCAGGCCACUCAGGGAGUAUGUGAAUAUGCAAUAUAUGUGCAAGCAUUAAUCCUCAGACUGGAAGGAAAAAUUCAGGAGUCCCUAGAGCUUUUUCAGACAUGCGCAGUCCUGAAUCCAACCAGCUCCGAUAACCUGAAACAAGUUGCUCGAUCUUUGUUUUUAUUGGGAAAACAUAAAGCGGCUGUUGAGGUUUACAAUGAAGCAGCGAGACUUAAUCAAAAGGAUUGGGAGAUAUGUCACAAUCUUGGAGUCUGCUACCUUUUUCUGAAAGAUCUGAGCAAGAGUAAGGAACAGCUAACUUUGGCACUGCAAUUGCACAGACAAGAUCUCAGCGCUAUCACUCUUGGAAGGAUACAGCUUCAAGAGGGAGAUGUAGAAGGUGCUAUUAAAACCUUCAUGCAAGCUCUUCAGCUGUCUCCAGAAAACACUGAACUAUUAACAACACUGGGAUUGCUGUACCUGCAGAAUGGUUUGUUCCAGAAAGCAUUUGAAUACCUUGGAAAUGCUCUCACAUAUGAUCCUAGUAAUUACAAGGGCAUCUUAGCAGCAGGCUGUAUGAUGCAGUCCCACGGAGAUUAUGAUGUAGCCCUCAGCAAGUACAGAGUUGCAGCAUCCAGUGUCCCUGAAAGCUCCCCUUUGUGGAAUAACAUUGGCAUGUGUUUUUAUGGGAAAAAGAAGUAUGUGGCUGCUAUUAGUUGUCUUAAGCGUGCACUUUAUCUCUCCCCAUUUGACUGGAGAGUUCUCUAUAAUCUGGGUCUAGUCCAUCUCAGCAUGCAACAGUAUGCCUCGGCUUUCCACUUCCUAAGUGCAGCCAUCUCUCUUCACCAUGGCAAUGCUGGCCUAUACAUGCUGCUGGCGGUGGCACUCACAUAUCUGGAUGAUAUUGAAAAUGCCAAGAGCUCAUAUCAGCAGGCAGCAAAUCUUGAUCAGACAGAUCCCUUGGUGAAUCUGAAUUUUGCAGUCCUGCUGUACAACCAAGGAGACAAGAAAGGAGCUUUGAAUCAAUACCAGGAGCUUGAGCGCAAAGUCACUUCUCUCAGAGAGACUGCCACGGAGUUUGACGCUGAGAUGGUGGACAUGGCUCAGAAGUUGGGUGCUGCUCUGCAGGUUGGGGAGAGCCUAGUAUGGACUAGGCAAACCAAAGACUCAAAAGGGAAACCGAGAGGAGCAGGAAAAGGCCAUGAGGCUGAGCAGGCUCCAUUGGGGUCUAAUCAGGCUCUGGGAAGAGCAAUGUCCUCAGCAGCUGGAUAUAGCAAGGCUGGUGGCCUAUCUUCAGGAACAAGCGCCACUACAGUCUCCAAACAUCCCUCUCUGCCACUUGAGCCAGAAGAUCCAUCACAUACGAGAACUGCUGCUCCAGACUACAGGAGAGGUCACAGCUAACUACCUGUCUGAUAUAUAAUGCCAAGGCUGAACUUGGAAUAUUUAUUCAUGCUGGUGAAAACAUAUUGAAACCUGAGCACGGAUUUGUCAGCUGAAUAUAAAACCUAGUUGGGCAGCGGAUUUAUGUCAGGAGAACUAGCAAUAAGUACAGACGCUGCAUAACUUUAAUAGAACUGGAACCUUCUGGGCUGGAUGAGAAGACUAAGUGAGUAGAAAGUAUUCAGUGUCAGACUCUUUUCAUUGUACUUUGCGUUUUUGGUGGCUCUACAUAUUUCACCAUGGGGUUUGUUUGGACUAUUUAUAACCUUAAAACCUUGCAACUGAACUGAAAACAUUAACAGAAAACCAGUGGUAAAUUGCUAAUAAAAUGUUUUAUCUGCACCUA